UGUUAAAUUUAGCUAUUUGUCUCUGUUGGCGAAAGAAUUUUGACGAAAAGCAUUUGUGUGUCUAAAGUUUUGAUCGUACUUUCGUUUAAUUCUACGGCAAUGUGUGAUUAUAUUUUAAAUUUGAAAACAAUUUCUAGUAAUGCUAUCCACAACUGCAAAUAGUAAAGUGAAAAGUUCUAAAUUAUCGGAUAAUAUUGACGUUCCAGAUCGGGACGAAAUCGGUCAUGAAAACACAACGGAUGAUAAGGUCAGAGGUUAUGUUGGAUCCUACGAUGCACCUUCAUCGUUCGGAGGUCCCAGGGACUCUCGGUUCCGGUCGCGUGGUCGUGUCACCGAAUUUCGGCACUCCAGGGGCGGAAGUAGAGGUGGAACCAGAGGCCGUGGCGGUUUCCCGCCAAGGGGUGAUCGCGACGAAAACUCCUACAAAUAUCACGAACCGUUAGCUGUUACUAAUAAUGACAACUGGUCACAGGGAAACAAUAACAAAUUUUAUGAAAGAUCCGACUUGGUAGUAAAUCUACCUGAGGACCCGCGUAUAUCUAAGCUCUUGCGUCGUCUAUGCGCUGAAGUCGAUAUUGAAAAAUCUCUCGCUAUAUGUACGAAGUUACAAGACGCUGUUAUGAUGCCAGAAAAUGCGCGUUAUAUCAGAAGAUCGUAUGAUAUAUUAGUGGAAUCAUUGUUAGAUGUGCUUUAUGAUGCUCCAAGCCCUGAAACUAAAGAGAGUGCUGCCGUGGUUCUCGGCAGAAUCGGUUAUGUUAUGGGACCUGAUUAUCGAAAACAUCUGGACUGGAUCAUAUCUACCUAUGCAAUGCAUAACACUUCAAUUAAACAUUUGCUUAUUCUCUCAUUCACUGAGACUUUCCAAUUAGACUUUCAGAAUACCAACUUGAAUGAUUUUGCUGAAAUAACUUUGAACAAGCUACAAGUAAUCAUUGAAGCUACAGACUCAGCCAAUGUGUUUAUGGCUGCCAUAAAUGCCAUGAUAGUGAUGUCGAAUUCUUAUCCUGAACAUUUUGCAAACCAUUUUGUUGAUACAGUUGAUAUUCUAGUGGGCUGGCAUGUAGAUAAUGCUCAACCACAAAAAAUCAAGGAAUUCGCCCUCCAGUCUUUAUUUAAAUUGAGUCGGCACUGGCAGGCUGAUGUUGGUUUUUCAGUGAACUUGUUAAAUCAAUUUGUGGAAGAUAUGGUGGCCUACUGUAAUGACUUAGAUACUAAUAAAAGCGACAAAGAUGGUGAAGUUAAUUCAUAUGAUGACUGUAUGCAAAAGAUUGCGUCAUUUUUAAAUGUAUUCAAUACAGUCGUUAAAAGUUUGGGUACUUUGUUAAGCCCUAAUGUUUCUCAAUCAGUUUCGUGGACCUUUUUAACUGAUUCCUUGUCUAAAAUUCUUCAGGUAUUGAAUGAAACACUAAAGGAAGAUGCAGAAUCAGACCUAAUUCUUGCAGGUAAUGAAAGUAUUACACUACUUCUAAAAUACUUGCAAAAUAAAUCCUCACCAUGUCUGCCUGCUCUAUUUUCCUUGAUAUCUAUGGAAAUAGUUAGCUUUUUGCAAGCAGAAGAAGACGUGUGCCUCAGCAUUAUAGAAUUAAUAUCUAUAACUAUAAAAGAAAUUGCAUCAAAUUUACCCAUAGAAUUUAUUGCUCAAACAAUUGGACCUGGAUCGUUGUUGCGGCCUCUCCGCUUGUCUAAUAAUUCCCAAAUACUAAAUGGUGUUAUGUCUAUAUACACUAAUCUUCUUAACCUGAAGAAUAUUCCACUCUUGCAAGAAACAUAUAAAUUUGUUUUAAAUGAUAUGCAGAAUUCAUACACCAUUUUGUUACCUGAUAUACAGAUCAUUGAAGUUGAAUAUUCAGAAGAAUACACUAAAGAUGAUGCGGAACGGAAUAUAAUAUUCUUCCUUCAAUGUUUAAGUGACUUAGCCAAUGCGAGCAAUUCCAUUAUAGGAAUGUGGGCUUUACAACCGAGCAUCUUAGAGUUACUGGCUAUUAAAAUGUGCCCACAUGAUGAAGUUUUGAUGAAAGAGAGACCUGCAUUACAAUAUGCCAUUCUUUACUUACUUUAUUCACAUUGCAAGAAAAAUAAUCAUUUCAUUGCUUCAAGUGAUUUAGUGACAAAUUCACAACAAAGAGCUAAAGAUAUAUUCGGAUUGUCUAAUCUUUCAUUAGGAGAAGUCUCUAACACAAGUCCAACAUCAGGUCACCUAGGUGUUAUUUUAAACACUUUGAGCAUUGUUCUUGAUGAUCAAAUGCCAAAUGAAACAUUGAGUUUAAUUUUAUCAUGGAUAUCAGACAUAUUUUGCCAGUUGGAUAAGUAUUUGCCCAUAGUAGGCAUGUCAAAGAGUUUCCUUGUAUUGAUUACAAAUAUGCUGGCAUUGGCAUAUUGUUUUGAUGGAAAUAUUGUUUUACUUGUCAUCAAGAACUUUUAUUUCUUACUUAAGAAUAGAAAUAUGGUAUGGAAUAUGCUUUUGCUUAAAACUAUAGCAGUUCUGUGUACAUUACACAUUGAUAACAAAAACAAGGCCCUAGCAGAUAUAUGUAAAAGGGUUCUAUUUGAGCUACCUUGGGAUAUAGUACAGCAAGAGUUUGAUAAGCAGACAGUUAAAAUAUUUUCAAGCCGAAAAGGUAAUAAUUUUGUUCUCAACUGUGACACAAAACUUAAUUCCUUCAAAGAAUAUUUAAUGAGAGGUUCGUUUACUACAUUGCCUAAUCAUCACUUUAAAGUCACAAUAAAUUGUCUGAUGCAAACAAAUCUGGAUGAUACAAAAUUUUUGUUAGACAUAUUUGUCUCUUCCUGGCCAUUGCAAGGUCAAGAUAUAGAUGAAAAUAACUUAUUAUUUUUCCGGCAAUGCUCAACAAACUUCAAAUCUAUUUUGGUCAGUUGGGCGCUAUCUGAACUAGCACAAACAUGUAUAAUUCAAAAACUUAGAACAGUACUAGGUAAGCCACAAGAAACAUUUACAAAAAUAGAAGGUACAUUAAAGGCAGUUGCAAGGGAAAUAAGUUCAAAUGAAACAAAAUAUGUAGCCGGAGAGAAAAAGCUGCUAGAGGUUGUUGUAGCAGAACAAGUUAGAGUACGCUGGCUCGUGGAGUUUAUGAUGUUUUUAGAGAAAUACACAUACAAUGCCGCUGAAGGCACUGCAACGGUUUUGCCUGCUGUUGCAAAACCUGUAAAAACAUUUUUUCACACAAAUUGGUCAACUUGUCGAGAAUGGCAGAACAGAGUCCGUCCUGCAGCUCUUGCAGUAAGUGUCUAUGGUGGUCACUAUGGUGCUGCUAUCUACCAUGCUUCAUUGAUAUUACAAAAUGCCGCCGCAUCUCGAACUAACAUUGAUAUUGAAGCCAUAACGAUGAGUGUAGCUCGCGCUCUUAUUAAGAUUAAAGAACCAGAAGUUUUGCAUGGUUUAUAUGUAUGGAUUAAGCAAACAUUUGAUUUGCAGUUUUCUUGGCUUAUCGGAGCAGCAGAACAGGCUAAUUCUCAUUUUGAGUCAGCAGCUGAUUUUUAUAAAAAACUAUGCAGUGCAAAUUCGAAUGAUGACAAUAAUGAAGUAUGUAUUCCUCAAUCUGAAAUUAAAGUCAAUAGAUUUGUAGAUAAUCAAAUAUUGGAAAGUUAUAAAAAUAUACAAAGUUGGGAGGACAUGGAAGAUUGGAAAGAAAUUACUAAACUAUGUAAGCAUACAUCUCCGUGGGAGUCAUUCUCGGACUUAAAAAUGUUCGACGAUAAUGAUGAAAUCCCAGGACUUUGUAACUGGAAUAUACUCGAUACGGAAGUUAAUGAAAUAUCUAAAAACUCCUGUUCAUAUCAAGGUUUGAUGGACAAAAUUGAAACUACAUUAAUAUCUUCAGCUCUUAAUAUUUACAACGAUGAAUUUAAUGAUAAAUACGAGCCGUUACUUAAUAAAUGUGAAGAAUUACUGAACACAAGUGCUGAAGAAUUUGUAAGAACUAAUGCCGUUCAUUUCCUAAAAGACGUCGCAGUAAUGCAAUUAGCUAAUCAUGGUCUUAUGAAUGUUAUUAAAAAUGGAAAAGCUGUGUCAAAUCCUUUUAAACCUUCUGCUUUAAAGGAAAAUACUUAUGGCACAGAAAUGAAAAACCUUACUCGUAUUUUAUGGUGGCAUCAAUAUUUCACAAAGCUCAACAUGAAUGAGGAAAAUGUUUUUUACAAUGAAUGUCUUAGAUUAGACGUAAUUAAAAGUGCUAGGAAAAAUGCGAACCUAUUAAUGGCGAAAAGGGAGCUGUUGAAGCACUUUAAAAAUAAUCCAGCUUUCCAGCUGUGCUUAAAUGUAAACAACUUAGAGGAAGUAAGUGAUGUACUUCUCUUAUCGACAAAUACAUAUGACCUUGAUAUUUGGACAUUAAAUAACGCUACUGCAUUGACAGAACUUUGCAAAGUGACUUAUGCAAAAGAAGACUCCAAAGCGCAAGCUAUAAAUCUCUGCGCUAGUAUAUCACUUGGAUUUUCACAGAGGUUAGCAAUGGGUGAGCAAAAUUAUGAGCUGCGAGAAAAGGGAACUAGGAUGUUGUUAACUCUUUCAAAAUGGGUUCAAAAUGAAAGUGAGAAUGUUUUAGAAAGCGAUUCACCUUUAACAAAAUUAGUGUCAGCUUUACCAGAGAUUGGUUUGGUAGAUAAUAAUAUUUCAGAAAAUGUUAUUCCCCUGACUGACUCUGCUGUUGGAAAAUUAUUGCAAUUUGGAGUUAAUCAAUGUCCAGGUUUAGCGAAAGCUUGGGCAAGUUUUGCUGCGUGGUGUUUCAGAUGGGGUCGCAAAAUGGUUGAAUUUAGUUCAAAAACCCGUGAGCAACUCACCGAUAACGAUAAACUUCAAAUAGAAAGCGUCAUGAUAGGAUGUUCGCCACAAGAUUUUGAAGCGGUUUGUGAAAUAUUAUCAAAAACAAAAGCAACCUGUGACGAAGAAGAUAUUGAUUGGAACGAAAUUAAUACAUCUGAAAUGAUUGAAAAUCAAUUGCGUACGGUACCAUCUUUAAAUAACGCAUUUCCUGAGCAUCUUGCUUUGCUGGUAGAUAUCUGGCGUCAAGCGCAGAAAAGAGUCUUUUCGUAUUUCGAAUUAUCAGCUGACGCCUAUUUCAAAUUUUUGCAAUUGAUAUGUGCUUCCGAUUAUAUAAAUCAUAGUGGUGAAAACGCAGUUGUAAACGCAACUUUAAGAUUAUUACGGCUAAUAGUAAAACAUGCCAUGGAAUUACAAACUGUUCUUGAAUCAGGAUUAGCGAACACACCAACCCAACCAUGGAAAGUUAUAAUACCUCAGUUGUUUUCAAGACUUAAUCAUCCAGAAACAUACGUAAGAAAAUGCGUUUCUGACCUAUUAUGUCGAUUAGCAGAAGACACGCCUCAUUUGAUUACAUUUCCUGCAGUAGUAGGAGCGGUUGAAAAUGAACAAAAUAGUUUCACAGACUUGCAUGUACCGAGAUCGUUUUUGUCUAAUGACGACGCUGAAAGUGACGAUGAUAAUUUAGAUUUGGAAGACUCUGGUAGCGACAAAGUCGUCAAUAAUGAAUUAAAUUCAUGCUUCUUAGACAUGGUCGAAACGUUAGCUAAGCAGGCCCCGAAGACCAUAUUACAAGUAAAAUUAUUAGUGAAAGAGUUGCAGAGAAUAAAUUUGUUAUGGGAUGAAUUGUGUCUGGGAACAUUGGCGCAACAUCAUACUGAAUUCAGCAAGCGUCUUACUCAGCUGGAGACCGAAAUCGCAAAAGUAAAAAACAACGCAAAUCUUACGCCAGAAGAAAAAGAAAAACUAAUAAAAGAGAAACAUCGGAUUAUAUUUGAACCGGUAGUCUUUGUCUUGGAACAACUAAAUCAAAUAACGUCGGCUGAACCAGAAACUCCUCACGAGACUACUUUCCAAAACAAAUUUCAAUCUAUUAUUGUGGAUGUUAUUGACAAAUUGAAACAUCCUGCGAAUCCUGAGAAGCCUCAAGAAUCGUGGGCACCACUAAAGCAGCUACAAUUGAAGUUGCAGCAAAAAGUAAACAAAAGAACAUCUUAUAUUUUAAAAAUGUCCGAUAUAAGUCCCAUAUUGGCUGAAUUAAAAAAUACUGUAAUAACAAUGCCCGGACUGCAUACAAAUCAAAGAACCGUAAGAAUUACUAUAAAAUCGAUAGAAAACAAUGUUGCUAUUCUACCGACUAAGACCAGGCCUAAAAAAUUAGUAUUUCAUGGUUCCGAUGGUAAAUCGUACACCUAUCUAUUCAAAGGCCUAGAAGACUUACAUUUAGAUGAAAGGAUAAUGCAACUAUUAUCAAUAACGAACACUAUGCUAGCUCGCGACUCUGAAAACAAUGACAAUCAAACAUACAGAGCUCGUCAUUACUCGGUUAUUCCUCUUGGACCGCGAUCAGGGCUGAUAAGCUGGGUAGACAAUGUGACACCUUUGUUUGCCUUAUACAAGCGUUGGCAAAAUCGCGAGGCAGCAAUACAGUCCGCAAAAACGAAUAAAACUGUGAAUGUUCUUCGAGCAUCAGAGCUUUUCUACAAUAAGCUCAAUCCCUUGUUGAAAGAAGCGGGUAUAUCAACAGAGAACAGAAAAGAGUGGCCAGUGUCAAUUUUGAAACAAGUUCUACAAGAGUUAUCAUCGGAGACACCUCGCGACCUGUUGUGGAGGGAAUUGUGGUGCAGCAGUGUGAGCCCAGAGCAGUGGUGGCAAAUGACUCGUCGAUAUAGUUACUCGGUUGCCGUAAUGAGUACGAUCGGGUAUAUUAUCGGUUUGGGUGACAGACAUUUAGAUAAUGUGUUAGUGGACUUAACGUCUGGUGAGGUGGUGCAUAUAGACUAUAACGUGUGCUUCGAGAAGGGCAAGACUCUGCGGGUACCGGAAAAGGUGCCAUUUAGGAUGACCCCCAAUUUGGUUACGGCUCUUGGUGUAACCGGAGUUGAGGGCAUAUUCCGGCUCGCAUGUGAACACGUUCUCCGCACGAUGCGUCGCGGUCGUGAAACACUGUUGACGCUCUUGGAGGCGUUCGUGUACGAUCCCCUCGUGGAAUGGGGCGGUGGACGCAGGAAACGUGGAGCAAGGCACGUGCGCGCCGCCAAGGCCAUGCUCGCCGUCCGAGUUCGCGAGCUCAAGCAUACGGCCAAGGAAGUCACCGAUCAACUUUUGGCGAUACUUCCUGAAGUUAAAGAGAGCGCAGAAAAAUGGUUAGAAGAAAACGAGGAACUGAAAGCCGUCGAGGCAAAGCUUCAAAUGUGUCACCAACAGAUGGCUCUCAUCAAAGAGAUCGAAGCUUUUGGAAAUGAUCUUAAUAACCAUCCGCUUUACGCGAUAUCACAAAAGUAUACCUCGUACAAACAAGCCAAGAACGCUGUAGAGGACUCAAUGAAAGCUCUCGUGAAAAUCCUAAAUGAUUUUGACACUCAAAUAGAUAGCUUUGCAAAAACUAAUGAGGUUUUAAACGGACCUCAAUUGAUGACUUGGGUCCAAGAAUUCUCAGGAACCAAUGAAGAAGAAGAAAAAGAACAACCAAUUUUUGAACACAUAAAAGAGUUUUUAACGAAUGCUGGUCAAAGUUCAAUGAUUUCUCAAUGCGAGCAAGCGGAACAAGAAUUAAACCAAAGCAUUCAACAGACCAAUCAACUCGUCAGGUCUUGUUUAGAACUUUUAACACAAUACGUGGCUGUUUCGCAGUAUUAUCCCCAGAGUCAGACUGAGUACCAUCGUAUAAUGAUGUUCCGCAAAUAUCUCGCUGCCGCGUUAGAAAGUAAAUCGCCAGAAGUUUGCAGAGAAGUUUCGAAUCAAGUAGUGGCUUUAGUCAACGCUGAAACUGCUACUGGCGACACGCAACAAAUAAUUGCAUACAACUAUCGAUUGCAACAAAUAAAUACUGAAGCAACUGCGGUUCUGAACAAAUGUGUUGAAAGACUUAAAGCGGAAGGAGGACCCGACGCUGUGGUUUUAGCGCAAGAAGCCUACAAGGAAGCUAAAACUAAUAUUAGUAAUUGGGUGCGAGCAGAAGAAGGUGCUACAGCAUCUCUGGAAAUAAGUGUGGUUGGUCUGCUCUGUAACCUAAACAGGCGAUAUUUAAUGUUGGAGAACGGAGCUCAAAGCGCAGGAGACUGUCUCGUAGACUUAACAUCACGAGAAGGAGAAUGGUUCCUCGAUGACAUGAGCUCUCUCUCUAUGCAAGCGGUCGAGCUACUUUCAUUGCUGCCUCUGCAGUCGGCUUCAGUUGACGACGCCGCUUUACCAGUCGCUGUAGAAUGCGUGAGGAACGCUAAUCUACUAUUAGCCGAUUUGGUACAACUGAAUUAUAAUUUCAGUACAAUUAUUUUACCUGAAGCUCUGAAGAAAGUGCACUCCGAGGAACCUUCCGCUCUGCUGAUGAUUAACGAACUAAACAAAGUGAUCAUGGCCACGCCAGUACCUCUUAAUGAACUACUGACGCAGCUGGAGAUGCAUUUCAGAUACAUAGUCAUGGAUAUGGAGUCCCCCGCAGCCGGUGCACAAAUCCUGGCGGCGGAGUUGCGGUCUCGCUACGAGAAGUUGCUGUCGUCGUCAGCAGAGAGCGAGAACCAGUCGGCCGGCCGCAUGCUGCUCAUGGGCUUCAACGGUCUGUUCGCGGCCGUGGAGCUGCGCGCGCGCGAGCUGGCCGACCACUUCGCCGCGCCCGUGCCGCCCGCCUGGAGGAAGAUCGACCACAUCAAUGACGCUAUGCAUAUGUCGGCGGCGAUGCAGAGUCCCACGCUUCGUUCCAUCCUGGAGGACAUCUUCAUCGUGCGGCGCAUACAGACCGUGGCCGAGGUGUUCGGGCUGUGCGCGCAGCUCGCGAGCGCCUUCCGCGGAGCCGUGCCCGCCGUGCCGGCCCCGGCCGCGCUGCCCGCCGCGCCCGCCGCGCCCGCCGCGCUCGGCCUGCAGGACGAGAACGCGCUCUGCAAGCCCGUUAGAAGAUUCACGGCCGAGUACGUCUCCCGCUGCUUCCUCGGCGUGCACUCGAAGGCCCUGGCCUCGGUGCUCUGUCUGCUGCUCCGGCGGGCCAGGCUGGACCUGCACGCCGAGGUCGAGCAGAAGGAGAUAGGCGCGUCGUGGAGCGUGACGCUGGAGUCGCUGUGCGAGAAGGCGCGGGCGCGCGCGGGCGGGCGCGCACGCGAGCGCGCGGCGGCGCUGGCCGGCGCGCUGCAGGCCGCGCGCGCCCGCCUGCUGCGCGCCGCGCACGCCGCGCGCACCGCCGAGCGCGCGCGCGCCUCCGCCCGCGCCGCGCGCCUGCGGGCCGCCGCGCACGCGCACCUGCACGCUGAGGUGCAGGUGCUGAGCAGCACCCAGGACCCGAGCGGGCCGCUGUCGCGCCGCGCGCGCGAGCUGUCGGCCGCGCUCGAGCGCCUGUCGGCCGCGCUGGAGCGCACGCAGGCGCUCGUCACCGCCGCGCACCAACGGCUGAAGUGGGGCGCGGGCGCCAACCCCGCGCUGCGCGGCGUGGUGCGCGCGCUGGAGGCGGGCUGGGCGGCGCGCAGUGCGCGCGCGCAGCGGCUGGCGUCGGCGGGCGCCGCGCUGGCGCCGCACGCGCGCGCCGCGCUCGCCCUCAGCGCCGCGCCCGCCGCGCGCGCCGCCCGCGCCGCCCGCGCGCAGCGCAACUCGCGCACGGCGCGCACGGCGCUCGCGCACUGGGAGAAGGCCUGCACGCUCGCCCAGAAGUACUCGCUGGAGGUGUCGCCGGUGGAGGAGUCGCUCAUGGAGAUGUUGCAUCCCGAGGGGAACAUCGACCCGCAAUGGGUGGGCGCGGUGUCGGCGCUGGUGCACGAGGCCACGGGCGCGCUGGGCGGCGCGCGCGCGGCGGCGGCGGCCAGCGUGGGGCGCGCGGGCGGCCGGGUGCGCGCCGCCGCCGCCGCGCUGCGCGGGGCCGACGCGGCGCGCGACGCGCUGCACCUGGAGCUGGCGGGCCCGCUGAGGGCGCUGCUGCGGCUGCAGGACGGCGAGAGUCCGGCGCAGGACUUCUCGACGGCGUGGCGCAGCGCGUCGGAUUCGCUGAGCGUGGCGGCGGCGGAGCCCGAUGGCGAGACUCGCGUGCGGGCCGCGCUCGCGCAUGCGGAGCUGCUGCGCGAGGCUCUGCCGGCACUGCUGCAGAUGCUGCUCGAAUUACCGGGCGGCUCGGAGAGCGCUCGCAGACUGACACGCCAGCCCGCACUAGGAGCGCGCGCACCCGUGAGGCAUGCGGGCGAGCAGCGCAGCGCGACGGGCGCCGGCGUGUGGAAGCGCGUGCGCCUGAAGCUGGAGGCGCGCGACGUGCCCGCGCGCCGCGCGCCGCAGCACGACCAGGUGGCCUACAUAAUAUCGGAAGCGACUAGCGCAGAGAACCUGUGCCUGAUGUACGAGGGCUGGAUGGCGUGGGUGUGAAGGCGCCGUCGGCCGCGCCGGCCCCCUCCCCCGCACCGCAGCCCGGCGCCGGACGCCCGCGCCGUGCGGCCCGCGCUCCCGCCGGGCGACCGGACCGGACCGGACGGCAGACAGCCGUCAUCCGGACUCCGUCGGAGAUAGAUUGCCGAGUUUCAAAUCCGACUUCGAUACGAUUUCGGAACCGAGAGUCGAUUUUAUUCUUAUUUCAUGACGAGGCUCGAUUUUUCACCCUUAAAUUUACCAGUACGUUAAGCGUCGGUGUUUCGGUUUAUUUCCCGGAUAAUAUAUAUGUAUUUUUUAUGUCAUUUUAUGCAAUAUGUUGGAAAUCGAGCUCCUUAAAUUCUGAACGCGAUCCGGUUAUGAGAUCGCGGCAGACCGAAAUGUUUAGAUUAGACUUUAUUAUUUUCUUACUAGUAUGGCUUACGACCCGUAGGAUCGAACAUCUCCUUACGAAUACUUAGACCACAGACAAAUAAUGUGCUCAAAAAAGGAAAAGGUAAAUAAGGAUGCUUUUGACCGGUUUAAACGAAAACGACAACAUUUCGUUAUAAAGCAUAAAACCAUAAUUGACUUCAUUAAAAAAUAAAUCGUCGUUUAAUAUUCAUUCAUCCACAGUUUAACGGGAUUCUUCAUUCGACAUGUUAACAUAAAUAUUUACUCUUAACAUUUAUGAAUAUAUAUUUAAAUGUAUUUUAAUAUUACCGUUAUCUAGUUUGAGCUUGUUUCUCGGGAAUGUUCAUUGAUAUAUCAUUAAUAAUUAUCACUGCGAAAACUCUUCAUAGAAAAUAUAUCGCAAUCGUUAUUUACAAGAAAAAAUUGGAUGUGGUCAUUAAAUGUUAAAAAUUAUUCAUGAAAAUCAUAAAAUUACUACAAAAUAUUAUAUCGAAUAACAUUACACGUCUGAAUAUUACAUUUUGUUCAUUUCACUCGUAUUAAGUAAAUCUCCAUAGAAAUAGUAUUAGAAGUCAUAAUUAGAGUCGUUCAUAGAAUCUUCACAAUUUUAAAUAUCACUAAGUGACGUUUAGCUACUGUCUUCAUCACCAACCGGAUCUCCUCGUGACGAUCGAAGAAGAUAAAUUUGUCACACAGCUUCUGUAGUAAAUUAAGUAUACCAAUAGUAAUAAUUGCUUAGUCUAAAAAUAUUAAAUGUUCAAUGUUAGAAAAACAAGCUUCUCCAAGUAUGGAAAUCUUCAAUCUUGUGAUUCAAUGUGUGAAAAAAAAAAUAAAAGGCACCGUUUGUCAUAAUAUCUGUCGUCAUAUCAAUGAAGUUCAGAAACGAGCUCGUUUAUUAUAUCAUAAAUAUAUAUGCAUUUGCCGGGAGUGUUUGCGGUGUGAAUGUUACUCGUCCACAUAUAACAUGUAACCAGUACCUAUCGUAGUAGAAUAUUGUGUGAUCGUGGCGGUGAAUUUAUUUGUUUCAACAAAAACUUAAUUUCAAUAUUUCGAAUCUUCUAAAAAAUUGUUCGAAUAAGUAACAAGUUCCUUAAAACACCUUUUUUUGUAAUAGAAUGUAAUAUCGUUAUGUUAUACAAACUGUUAAAUUAUUACUUACAUGUUUUCUUUCGAAUUAAUUAUUUCUUUCAGGUUUAGAUUCACAUUUACUAGAAAACCACAUAUUUUAAAAAAGGUUCACUUUGUUUAGUUAUUCAGAAAUGAUGCGAAUACUUCGUAACGUUUCAUUUAGUAUAAUAUAAAAUUAUCAAAGAUUUGUCCAAAAAAAAUAUGUUUGUAUGUUAAAUUCGAAAUUUGUUUUUUUUAUUAUCAUCGAAUAAUAUAUUCACCGAUUGUAUGUUUGUGUCGCUUCAUAAUUAUAAUAUUAAUAAAUGGUGUAUGUCA
This is a messenger RNA of Vanessa tameamea, 12166 nucleotides long. It is a transcript of the gene nonC, whose product is annotated as no-on-and-no-off transient C. NCBI's taxonomy places the organism in Eukaryota, Metazoa, Arthropoda, Insecta, Lepidoptera, Nymphalidae. The coding region runs from base 140 to 10330 and encodes 3396 amino acids. Gene Ontology annotation, molecular function: protein serine/threonine kinase activity; protein binding. The transcript is spliced from 14 exons. Gene Ontology annotation, cellular component: nucleus. The record is from RefSeq and is a predicted model, not a curated record. Gene Ontology annotation, biological process: nuclear-transcribed mRNA catabolic process, nonsense-mediated decay; protein phosphorylation.